This is a messenger RNA of Scophthalmus maximus (turbot), 3926 nucleotides long. It is a transcript of the gene emilin2a, whose product is annotated as elastin microfibril interfacer 2a. Bases 181 to 3567 code for a protein of 1128 amino acids. The transcript has 9 exons. The record is from RefSeq and is a predicted model, not a curated record. Lineage: Eukaryota; Metazoa; Chordata; Actinopteri; Pleuronectiformes; Scophthalmidae. Gene Ontology annotation, molecular function: protein binding.
UCAUUCCAGGGGAGCUGCAGUCGGUGUGGACUUGUUCCACAAACUUGAGUCGUUGGGAGUUUGGACAGUCACUGGGCCAGUGUGACUUUGGCGUUGGGGAGCGUCGCUGCGUGAUAACAACAGUGUAGUCUUCUCCUUUUCUUUCUGUGUUAGGAAUAUUUUUAUUUUUUUUAUCUCAGUAUGAAUCACAGGCACGGCGAGGUGGACUGGCGGUGGAAAGUUUUCACACUGUUUUUAAACUUUCAGUUCACUUACGGGUCUCCCCCCUCGUACGACUUGUUCCACGGGUCCGCAUACACUGGAGUGGCGCACAGACACAGGAGCAGGAACUGGUGCGCCUAUGUGGUGCACAGGAACGUGAGCUGCGCCGUGCAGGGGAGUGUGGAGAGCUUCCAGGAGCCCGUGGUGGCCCCCUGCCCGGCAUACCAGCCCGACUGCCAGCACCAAGUGACAUAUAAAACUCGGUUUCGACCCACAUACAAGAUUGGCUACAAGACAUUCACAGAGCUAGAGUGGAGAUGCUGUCCUGGUUACCAAGGUCUGGACUGUAAAGAUUCAAAACCACCCCCAGAUCGACAAAGAGUGCAGGGAACACAGCCAUACCUCCCACCAAGUCCUGGACAUACAACCAGACACACACAGAGGCCAGAGCGGAGAGAGACAGGCCACCAUGAAACCAGGCAUGGUGGGACAGACAAGGUGCGUCUUCUGGAAGGGGAAGUUCAGCGCCUCUCUCAGACAGUUCUGGAUCUCCAAUCUGCUUUGACAGGGUUAACUGCUAACCUCCGCACAGACCUACAGGAUGACACAAAGAAGAUGCUGGUGACACUUCUUAACAACAUGCAUCCACCCGACAGUGCUACGACCACAGGUACAGAGGAGAGCCCAGCAGUGCUAGAUGGUCAUCAGGCUACCAGAGGUGGGAUUGCUGGAGACAAGGCCAUAGAAAAAAUAGUGGCCCGGUUGGAUGAUAUCAACAAUGCACUGAAAAGUAAGGAUGAAGCCCUGGAAGACCUAAGAGGAACCAUGACAAGCCAUGAGGGGCAGAUCCGUGUCCUUAUGGAUGCCUCUCAAUCUCAGACUCCAGCCAUAGCAGAGUUUGAAGUUAUACAGACCUAUAUUGAUGGGAAAUUUGAGAAGCUGAAGAAGGAACUAAACCAGAAUGCGGAGGAACAGAUUGCCAAGGUACACAGCUCAUGCAAUGACAAAAUCCAGACCUUGCAGAAGACCUGUGAGGACAGCCAUGACCAAGGUUUGGUCAGCCUGACCAAGCUGGUGGAUGCUAAGGAGGCUGACCUGAGAAAGGAGAUCCGGGCAUUGCGUUUGGACAUGGCUGCCGCAGACGGACCUAUAAGAACUCAAAGGCAGACUGAUCCAUCUAAAGAAGAAGAGAAUCGUGGUGAACACAAAGACCUGUGGCGCGAGAUUGAUCGUAUUGCAGACGCUCACCGCAUCCUGAAUGUACGCAUUGACAAUGAGCUGGCACACCUGUCUGAACCUCAAGAAGACAAUGAUUUCAGCAUGCAGAUUGAGGAACUAGAGGCACGUAUAAAUAUCACAGAGCAAAAUGCAGAGACUCACUGUUUCUACAUUGAAGAGAAGCUGACCCGUAAAAUUGCUGACGAAGUGGCAGCACUUCGUCUGCUUCUCGAUGCGCGUCUGAACAGCAUGGAGGACCAGUUCACAAACAUGCUGGUGGAAAUCAGCAACAGUUCAUUCCCAGGGAUGUUUGGUGACUCAAUGGAUGCCAUCCACGUAGAAGUCAACAACAACAAGUUCCUCCUCCAAGGUUUGGAUGAUAAGAUCAAUGCUGUUGGAGAGCUGUGCUCUGCGGGAUGCUCAGGCUCAGGAAUUACUGCUGGUGAAGCAAGUUCAUCAUCCAAACCGAAAGGCGUAGAAAACAUUCUGAAGGACCUGAUCAGGUAUAGGAAUGAUUUGGACAUUCUUCACACAAAUGUCAGUGCCACCACAAACAAAGUAAAGCAACUAGAGGAGAAGGUUGAAAGGCAAUCAGUCGAGAAUGAAAGACGCGCCAAGACGAUGGAUGACUUCCAGAAAGGUCUGGUUAAUCUACAAGAUAAUGUGCUUGGUCUGGCUGGUGCUGUUACAGGGUUGAGUGACUCCUUGAGCAAAUACCACCAGGAUAUGGACAGAAUAAACUCAACAUGCUGUCACGCAGAGCAAAGUGGCACUGGUAGUCCAGCAUGGAACAACCGGGCAUCAGUCAUUGCAGUACCCGGCAGUCAGGCGGACGACACCAGACGUCAGGUGGAGGAGCUGAGUAACAGGCUUGACAUGUUCAGUAAACAGGUGGCGUCUGAGCUGGUUCAAUGUAAACAGAACACAAAGGUGUCUUCUGAUGGCAUUUCCGCUGUGGAUGGACGAGUAACCAGACUUGAAAAGGUGUGCGGAAGAUUAGACGGGGUCUCUGCGAACAUCAAAGAGCUGAAAGAUGGACUGGAGAGACACGUUGGCAGCCUGCGGGACUGUGUCUACAGGAUGAAUGUCACCUGUGGACAUCAUGGUGCUGACAUAAUCACACUGCAGAAUUCCUUGCAGAGGUUCCAGGCACAGCUGUCUUCGAUGGCCAAGCAUGUUUUGAAAGACGUCGCUGCCAAAGAGCCAGGAAUGACCUUAAGGCCGGAGAGGCCUGCGUCUCUGCCAGACGCAACUCAGACCAGGACCAGAAUAAAACAAAUCCAGAUCCCUAUAAUCAUCCCGCCGCCGCCAUCCAGCCCCAGGCAGCCGUACAAUCCCGGCCAAGCAGCGCAGCCCAACGUGCACACAAUAAAGAUCAACUCGCCGAGCCAGCCGUCCGGCUCCCCGCAGCAGCCGGGCCACCACCAUCUGCCCCUGGUUCCCAUAAGGCCCGUCGUGGAGCAGGGCGAGGCCGGACCCCCGGGGUACAUGCGCAGGGUGACCGUGCGGAGGGGCUCCGAGCAGUCGUCCAGCGUGCCGGUCCAAGGGUUCGCUGGAGCACCAGGCUAUCCUCCCGUGCAGCCGGUGCCUUUCAAGCCUCAAUCAACCGGCCGCCGAGUUCCUAUAGCAACAAACGUGGCGUGGAAUCCGAUGCAUCAAGCUCUGUUUGAAUCGCCAGUUUCCGUGGACAACAGCGCCUUUGCCGACCCCUUCUCCUUCUCCGCGGGGCUCACACUGCAGCCCUUCUCCGGAGACUUUGGCAUCAUUCGCUUUAACAGGGUUCUAGUCAAUGACGGUGGAAACUACAAUCCCCAAACAGGGAUCUUCACUGUACCACUGGAUGGCCGAUACCUGAUUGCAGGCCUGCUGACCGCCAAGCAGGGCGAGCACGUGGAGGCCGUCCUGUCGGUGUCCAACCGCAGCGUCCAGAAGCUGCAGAGCGCGUCGGGGCCCUCGGCUGGUCAACAACACCGCGGCUCCUGCGGCUGCGGCGGCAACUCGGUGUCCUUCAGUCUCAUCCUGCCCCUGAGGAAGGGAGACCGCGUGGGCCUGGUGAGGACCGGGGGCCAGCUGGCCACCAGUGAAGCAAGGGAGAUCCUGUCCACCUACAGCGCCGUCUUCCUGUACGCACAACAGGCCCAGAGAUAGCUGGAGCGCACGUCACACGGACACUGAGAGGAAGAGACUGGUUUCGUUCCCCCAGAGAGAGAGAGAGAGAGAGAGAGAGAGCUGGACCGGAGGACACGCCGGAGAGACGAUAGUUUUCACUGGAUUGCUGUGACGUGAAGAUCCUCCAGUUAUAAGAUUCAGUUAAGAAGUCAUUGCAUUGUCAUUUGUAAGCCAUUUGCCUUAAGACGCCUGCAUACAAGUAGGAUUUGCUCCUAAUAUAUUUGAUUAUCAACUCGGCUUUUUUGUACCUAUUGUGAAUGUGUAAAAGUGUAAAUUAUAAAACAUUGAAAAUUCAUAAAAUGAAUUUUUUUAUUAUUAUAAUAAAACUAUAUCAGAGA